This is a messenger RNA of Gasterosteus aculeatus aculeatus (three-spined stickleback), 996 nucleotides long. It is a transcript of the gene tslig1, whose product is annotated as zinc finger and BTB domain containing 8 opposite strand. Lineage: Eukaryota; Metazoa; Chordata; Actinopteri; Perciformes; Gasterosteidae. Gene Ontology annotation, biological process: tRNA splicing, via endonucleolytic cleavage and ligation. The record is from RefSeq and is a predicted model, not a curated record. Gene Ontology annotation, cellular component: tRNA-splicing ligase complex.
CCCCCUUGAGGUACAUGUAGCGGUGCGGUGGUAGGUGGGUGUGAUACGCAGACAUGGUAGCAUUUGUUUUGGGUCCUCUUUUACAGCGUUGAACGAAGGUACAGUCGUCAUGAACGACCGUGAGCUGGACCUGACGGCGGCACAGAAAGCGACUAAGUCAAAAUACCCUCCAAUCAACAAGAAGUAUGAAUACCUGGAUCACACGGCAGAUGUACAAAUUCACUCUUGGGGAAACGAUCUCGAGGAGGCCUUCGAGCAGUGUGCCAUGGGCAUGUUUGGCUACAUGACGGACACGGAGACGGUGGAGCCGAUCGAUACUGUUGAAGUGGAAUCGGAGGGAGACGACAUGGAGUCUCUUCUUUUCCACUUCCUGGAUGACUGGUUGUACAAGUUUAGUGCAGAGCUCUUCUUUGUUCCCAGGGAGGUAAAAGUUCUGCACAUAGACAGAAUGCACUUCAAGAUCCGCUCCAUUGGUUGGGGUGAAGAAUUCUCUCUGGUAAAACAUCCACAGGGAACUGAGGUGAAAGCCAUCACAUACUCCGCAAUGCAGAUCCACGAUAUUGACAAACCAGAGAUAUUUGCCAUCAUUGAUAUUUGACAAUACCAGUCAAACCGCACUCCUGGUUCAAUGAAACAGAAAAUUCUACUUAGCCGAUUUAAGUGGCCUUUUAUCUAAAGCACUGUUUCCUGAAUGAUCAAAUCUGGUUUUGUAUUUCAAAAGCAAAUUGUUUACAAACAGCAAUCAUUUCCCAACACAUAAUGUUGGCUCUUUUCAUACAGUUAAUACUGAAAAGUCAAACUAAUUAAGAACAAUGCAACGUUUUUGACAAAUUUUGUCAACCAGGUUUUACUCUUACUGCUUUUGCAAAUUUUUAUUUAUAGCACAUUUGACAUGAAUUGUGUUAAUGCAACAUUGUAAAUAAAUCUACAUAUUUUUCUUCUGUGGGGUUGAUUUUAAUGGUUGGUACUUUAAAAUAAAAUCUUGCUUUCGAAUGA